Molecule: messenger RNA, 4896 nt
Organism: Myxocyprinus asiaticus (Chinese sucker)
Lineage: Eukaryota; Metazoa; Chordata; Actinopteri; Cypriniformes; Catostomidae
Product: acid-sensing ion channel 1C-like
Exons: 12
Coding region: 815-2422 (535 amino acids)
Biological process (GO): sodium ion transmembrane transport
Cellular component (GO): membrane
Source: RefSeq, a predicted model, not a curated record
GGGCAUAGCCAGAUUGCAAAAGAGAGAAAAAGGAAAGCAGCGGCAGAGGUGCAUAAAUCCUCAUUCCCACAUCUAGAGGAAGCAACGUUUGCUGUCCGGGAGAGACUACCUCCACGUUGGUUUUUCCGAACAUCUAGGAGUGCUCCACAGCUUGCUGUGCAUCCAGGAAAGAGACGAGGAACCUAGUGAGGCAGCGAACCCCCAGCUGUCAAGCACAGAGGUGGGCUAGGAGGAGGUCUAUGACCCUUGAUUUUCAGCAGGGGAGUGGCACACGGGAAGACGUAGCUGCCGACAAGCAACAGACACCCGGCUCUUGUGAUCUUCCAAUUCACUAAUCCAUUCCAUGCCAUUGUCAUAGCAAUGUAAAGCCUUUCUCUUCUGACUGGAGGAGGCAUGCUCCAAUCUAUUGCUGAGGCACAUCUGUUCUCUCCAAGUAAAAUCUUUCUGUUGCGAUCCCACUGCAACCUGUGCUCUUUCAUCAGUGCUUUUUUAUUUGCGUUCUCUCUGUGCUUUUCAUUGUCCCUCUGAAACCAGAUGGCUUUUCUGUCUUUUUGAGUCUUUUGGGAGGGGGGGGGGGCUGUCAUUGUGUUUUGUUCUGCAUGGAAUGACAACUGCUUUUCAGAGGGAGUGAGGACUACAUGAAGUCACCACUAACUGGAAAGCUCCUUGAGAAAUUGUAAAGAACCUUUGUUGUCAAGUCUCUUUAAAGACUUGCUUCUUUAAACCCCUUUGGACUUGCCUCCUCACAUACUGUACGGGAGGAUAUUUCUACUUUUUGCCCAAGUAGUAAAACUAGUUUUAACCGGAUACAGCCAUGAAGGGAGAUUCAGAAGACAGCAUUGAAAGCACCAGGCCAUCCAGCCUGCAAGUUUUCGCCAACAGCUCUACGUUACAUGGCAUGAGUCACAUUUUUGCCUACGGGCACAUGACAUUUCGUCGUUUUCUUUGGACACUGUCCUUCAUGGGCUCUUUGGGUCUUCUGAUGUUUGUGUGCUUGGACCGAGUUUACUACUACUUUGACUUUCCCCAUGUCACCAAACUUGACGAGGUGGCGGCACCCAACCUUACCUUUCCAGCUAUUACCUUCUGUAACCUCAAUGAGUUCCGUUUCUCGAAAUUCACCAAGAACGAUCUGUACCAUGUCGGGGAGUUGCUGGCUCUGCUCAAUGAGAACUACCAGAUAGCAAACCCGCACUUGGCCGAGCCAGAAGUGCUCACUUUGCUGAAAGACAAGGCUAAUUUUGCCAACUUCAAGCCCAAGCUGUUCAACAUGACGGAUUUCUACAACCGUACGGGCCAUGAUAUUAACGAAAUGCUCUUACAGUGCACCUUUAGAGGGGAAGAAUGCUUCCCACUGAACUUCACCACAAUUUACACAAGAUAUGGGAAAUGUUAUACCUUCAACUCUGGUCUAGAUGGAAACCCUUUGUUGACGACUUUAAAAGGUGGAACUGGAAAUGGGCUGGAAAUCAUGUUGGAUAUUCAACAGGAUGAGUACUUGCCCGUUUGGGGUGACACAGAUGAAACGUCGUAUGAAGCGGGCAUCAAAGUUCAGAUCCACAGCCAGAAUGAGCCGCCAUUCAUUGAUCAGCUGGGAUUUGGUGUGGCCCCUGGUUUUCAAACUUUUGUGUCUUGUCAGCAACAACUGCUUCAAUAUCUUCCUCCGCCAUGGGGUGACUGCAGAUCCACCCCGAUGGACUCUGAAUUCUUCUCCACGUACAGCAUCACAGCCUGUCGCAUUGACUGUGAGACCCGCUACCUGUUGGAGAACUGUAAUUGCAGAAUGGUGCAUAUGCCAGGUACCUCUACUGUCUGCACACCAGAGCAGUACAAAGACUGUGCCGAUCCAGCUUUAGAUUUUCUAGUGGAGAAGGACAAUGAUUACUGUGUUUGCGAGACUCCUUGCAACAUGACUCGUUAUGGUAAAGAGCUGUCCAUGGUGAAAAUACCCAGCAAGGCCUCUGCUAAGUAUCUCGCCAAGAAGUUCAAUAAGACAGAACAGUAUAUUGGGGACAACAUACUGGUGCUGGAUAUCUUUUUCGAGGCUCUGAACUAUGAGAAAAUUGAACAAAAGAAAGCAUAUGAAGUUGCUGGAUUACUUGGCGAUAUUGGUGGACAGAUGGGUCUGUUUAUAGGAGCCAGUGUCUUGACAAUAUUGGAGAUAUUUGAUUACUUGUAUGAGGUUUUUAAGGACAAAGUACUGGGUUAUUUUCUACGCAAGAGACGGCCACAUCGGAGCACUAGUGACAAUCUGGAUUUCCCAGAGAAUUCCACCAGCCCUGGUGUCACGCCUAACCAUGUCCCCAGCUUUCAAGAUGGAGAUGAUGUUUUGCAGAAGUUCAGAGCACAUGUGACACACUCCGGAGUCACUCGGACAGUCUCGGAUUCGCGCCGAAUGUGCUACCUAGUCACCCGACUAUAGGCAACUUCGAGGAAUUCGCUUGUUGAUGACACCAUUGGCGGGACCCCAUCGGGACAGUUUAGGGUACAAUGGAAAACUGUGAAAUAUCCAAUAGACUAUAAAAGAAGUGUAAGUCCAUGAAGAUGUAUGUUAAAUAGUUUCAAUAAAUAAUCUAUCAACUCCUGAAUAGAAGUAUGUUAUCAUGAAGUACAAAUAGGCAACACUUCCAAAACAAAACUCAGGUUUUAUGAACAUAGCUCAACAUCACAGCCACUGUUUGUUUGCCAUUGUGAAAAUCCUGGUAGAUUUUAUGCCAUUUCUUUCAAACGUACCAAUACUGUGACAAUAUUUCCUCCAUGAGAGUAUUUUGUGCUUUGAAUACUGUAUGAACAAUGUGGGCCUAAUUUGAUCAAGCCGCCUUAAUCAGAUCUAAGAUAGAAAGCGUUUUAAAAUUGCACAAAAUUGGUUAAAGAUACAGUUGGUUUGGCCAAGGUUGAAAUCUACUUUGGAACUUUUUUUUGUACAAUAAUCGUGAGCUUUAACUACAAACUUGCUGCGGUUUGACUGAGUUUAGCCCUGUGAUAGUACUCAAAAAUGUGUAAUCAUUCAGAAUGUUUGUCUUUAUUCAUAUUUUGUGUAUAUAAGUGCAAUAAUAUGCAUAAUGUGUUAAUGAAUACUGUAUAUUACCUUCGAGUCUUAAUUAUUAGCUGUCAGGAAAAUGGACGGACACUUUCAUCACAACCUGAGUGACCAGCAAUUUGCUUUGCUCAGCGUUUGAUUUUGGCAAGCUAAUAUUAUGCUAUUUAUGUACUUGUUUCAACCUCACUGGACAGUGACAAAACAGGACGUUGAAGAAUGUUUCAAUUUAUGAAUAAUGCGUUUUAUAAGUGUAAUGUUCACGUGAGAGCUUCACUGUCCCGAUGAAUUCAGAUCCAAAGCGAAUGCACUGAAUACAAGGAAUGAGUCUGUUAAUCAAGUGGUUGUAACUUUAUGGUUUCAUGUGAGCUAAUUCUUUAUUUUAAGUGGCAAAGACUGUAAGCAAUGUGUUGAUGUGGAAAUUCUAUUGACAUAAUCAUGGAAGAGCUCUUGAAAAGUUAUACACUCAUAUCUUAUAUUUGCAUAGCAUGAGCACUUCAGCAUUCUGCCUGUAAGUUAAAGGAAUAUUCCGGGUUCGGUACAAGUUAAGCUCAAUCGACAGCAUUUGCGACAUAAUGUUGAUUACUACAAAAGUUAGUUUUGGCUCGUCCUUCCUUUUCUUAAAAAUAAAGCAAAAAUUGAGGUUACAGUGAGGCACUUACAAUGGAAGUGAAUGGGGGCCAAUUUUGGGGUGUUUUAAAGGCAGAAAUGUGAAUCUUAUAAUUUUAUAAAAGCACUUGCAUUAAUUAUUCUGUUAAAACUCAUGUAUUAUUUGAGCUGUAAAGCUGUUUAAAUCAUCUUUUUUACAGUCAUUUUAGGGUUUGUUGACAUUGCAUCGUCAUGGCAACAAAGUUGGCUAUAACUUUACACAGAAAAUGUUUGUAAGGGAUUUUAUCACACUAAACUCAUGUUAACACACGUAUCGUUUAUGUCUUGUGGCUAUGCUUUUGAGAAAGUGAGUAUUUUAACAUAGACAAAUUGGCCCCCAUUCACUUCCAUUGUAAGUGCCUCACAGUAACACAGAGUUUUGCUUUUUUUAAAGAAAAGGAGGGGCAAGUCAAAAUUAUUUUUUGUGGUUGUCAACAUUAUGUCACAAAUGCUGUCAAUUGAGCUUAACUUAUAUUGAACCCGGAAUAUUCCUUUAAGGUGAAACCAAACAGGUGUCUUUCUAUUUUCUUAUGAAUUUUCAAAACGAAUCCAUCACCUGCUGACCACACACACACACACACACACACACACACACACACACACACACACACACACACACACACACACAGUAUAUAAAAGAUACAAAUUUAAACAUACAGUGGUCCCUAAGAGUACUUGGACACUUAAGUCACAUUUAAAACUGAAUGAAUAACAAAAUAUCAAAGCAAGUGGGAUUUAUUUUAAAGAAAGGUAGCAUAAGCACACUUUUCAAAUGUUAGUGGAGCAUGUCUGUUGUUAAUCUCAUGAACUACACCUAUGGUUACUCUGCUUGGACACCUGCGUGAACUUCAUAUAUCCACUAAAAAUCAUCUUAGCACCAGUUGGUUAAAAGUAACUGCAAAAAUGACAUUUGUUUGCAGAUGCCACUUGCUUUGAUAUUUUAUAUAUCCGAUGCAGUGACAUUCAUACAUUUUUAUGUGUUGCUUAUGUGUCCAAAUACAUUUUGAGGCCUCCAUAGCUCUGAUUCACUUCAAUGCAUAAUCGCAUUAUAGGCUAGUAUCACAAAACAGACAUCUUCCAUCAGCUUGUUUAUCUGUACUUGGCUACACUGUAUUAUUGCAUUGUUUUAUAUAAACUACAAUGGGAUUUCUAGUACAGGUGUCACAAUUUUAAACUAUGUAAAUCAUCCAGUAUAAUAAACAAUAUAUUUA